Messenger RNA from Prorocentrum cordatum, 1658 nucleotides. The record is from the annotation of a GenBank genome assembly. NCBI's taxonomy places the organism in Eukaryota, Dinophyceae, Prorocentrales, Prorocentraceae.
CGAGCACCUUUGAUUGUGCAGUAUAGUUUGAUUUCGAGAUGGCGGCUGCGGCAUCUUCUGCUUCAUCCGCGCCGGCGGCGCCUGCUGAUUUGCUUGCCAAAUGUCUGGAGGACGCCAGCAGUCGGGCCGCCAAGAUCCGCAGUGGGGGGAGCUCCGACGUGAUCAUGUCCGAGAAGAAGGAGAGCUCCGAGCGCGAGGUACGUCAGAGGACGGGGAACACCACCCCGAUUGCGGACGAGGAGAUCUUCACGUUAUUAUUGAGAGAUUUCUUGGGAUUCAAAGCGCUGGCCAGGCCAUCUAUCGCAGCGAAGAAUAUCGUCAUUUACUCAAGUCCAACUCGGCGGCCACAGAGUUCGGUUCUAUGAUCCAAGUAUACAUGGACCAGAAGAUUCCAGCGGCACAGGAGGUGCGCGAGACGCGCAACUUCCCGAAGCAUCCGCUCGACAUGUCGAAGGAUACGUUCAGUUUCAUCAGCUUUGUAUUUUUUAUGCUGCCACAGCCCGAGGAUUUUGCAUCGGAGAAUCCAGAGGACAAAGUGGGAAAAGAGACUCUCACUGCACUGAUGGAGUUGAAGUCGACGGCCAUCCCGUCUUUGAAGCUCUGGGUGGGAGAGUUCUCGACGAGGUACAUCAAGCCGAAUGAGGACUUCACGUGGAAGUGGGCCCUCACCUUCAGCGACUUCGCGCCAGAGGUUUUCCGUUUGGCCUUCUCGAACCUGCUGUUCUGGAAGGAUAUUGCAAAGGCGGUGGUGAUCGAGCAGGCCCGCUCUUUCCAGACGCCAGACGAGCAGCGCUUGUGGGCUGCGCUGAAGGGAAAGCCGAAGCCGAAGGGUGGAGCAAAAGAAGAAGAAGUGAUGUCGUCGGUGCUCAGCCCACUAACGGAGGCCAUCUCGUUGCCAGUCGGUGGGCUGAAACGUUGGCUGCUCCAGAGAUGCGAGGCCAUGGGCCUCCCCAAGUACAUCGCUGUCAUGAUACUGUCAGACGGGAGGGAGUUUGCAGUUCUUGAUGGUGGGGAGUUUUUUGGUACCACGUUUUGAUGCAGGAUGCUGGACACUAGUUUCUGCCCCGGAGUGGCUUUGCACUUGGCUCUGGUAUGCAGCCCACCCAUCUGAUCAUCAGCAAAGUUUUGACAUCGACCUUCAAGAUGACACGAUGAUCCUCAUUUUGUUCUAUUGGCGGCUACUGUGUUGGGUCUUGGCUUCGGCUCUGACCUCGAGGUGGUGGCCGCCGAUUUCUACUGCUACAUGCGGGAGGACAUCGAGUGCAACAACAUCUUCAACACUGGAGUACCUCGCGAAGCUCAAGGACAUGUGCGUCGCGAAGCCAGAGACGUACGCCGAGCGCGCGGACCGCCGGGCUGCCGAAAUCUCUGGACUCAAACAAGCGUUGUCUAAUCGCGACGGCCAGGCCCUGCUGAUUCAGCGCAAGACGCUGAUGGGGGCGCGCCUGAUCGGAGCAGCCCGGUAGAACGGCCGCGCCGCUGUAUGGCCUCAUCUCUCGGCCAAGGGUGCUCGAACCGUCCCUCCCUCACUCCCUCCUUCGCCCCACCUCCGCGUCAGGUACUCGAUCCUGACCGCUUGUGAAGCCAGACUGCCCAACUCUCGUGCAGGAGAUUGCCGAAGACUAGCGGUUCACAGGGGUGUUCGCGGUCGAACCCGU